This is a messenger RNA of Prorocentrum cordatum, 1343 nucleotides long. NCBI's taxonomy places the organism in Eukaryota, Dinophyceae, Prorocentrales, Prorocentraceae. The record is from the annotation of a GenBank genome assembly.
CGGAUGAUCGGAAAAGGAAGGGCCGGCGCAUGCAGCUUCCCUGAAUCAUUCCUGCCGCGGGACCCGCGACAGCGCCUCUCGAAGGGCGCGCGCGCGCGCCGAGGAGGCCGCCGGCCCGAAGGCGCGGGGCACCGCGCGCCGAUGCGCAGCGGCCGCCGGGCUCCCAUCCGCGGCGGCCGCGCCGCGGCCGGAGAUAGCCGGCGGAUAAAGGGGCACGUGGCCCGCUCGGCGAGCGGCGCGGGAGCCAGCCGCGGGGGCCGCGGGCAGCGCGCGCAGCGCGGCGCCCGCGGCAGCCGGCGGCACGCGCACUCGAGUGGCCCCACUCGCAGGCCAAGGGAGGUGGCCUCGGGUGCGCGGCCUGCCGCCCGUGGCAUGCGAGGUGCGGUGGAGGAGGAAGAGGAGGAGGAGGAGGAGGAGGAGGUCCGAUGGAGCCGCGGAUGGCGAGAAGAGCACGCCGUCGGCUGUGCGGGCCUGAAGGGCCAGGGGCCUCAGGCGGGGCGGGCCCUAAGGGCGCGCUCUUCGGCGACGGUGGACAGCGCCGCGCCUACGGCGACCCGGGGGUCCGUGGGGCAGAAGGCGGCGAUGAUGUCCAGGAGCUCGGCGCGGGCCUCCUCCUUGCUGACAGAAGGCAGCUCGGGGGGCGCGCUCCAGGUAACCGACACCUUCCGGUCCCGGAACACGGCUGGGAACAGCUUGUGCUUGGCGUUGAAGCGCUGGUGAGAGGAACAGACAAUUGCAGAAACAUGCACCGUCGGGCUCCCGCGCGGAGUUCUCGGAUCGGCGCUAGAGCCCCCUCCCUGGCAACGAGAGCGCGCCAGGGGCGAGCCACAGAAGUGCCGCCACGGGGGUGAAGCGCCGAUCCAAGCAAUCCCCGUGGACCUCCGAACGUUCAUGUUUGCGCAUUUUUGUUGGCUCCUCGAGCUGGAGCUCUUCUCUUAGCCUCUUGGUCUCGGCCGGCAUGACGUGCAGGCUGAAGUGCUCGUCGUCCGCCUGCUGGGGCUGUCCAGCGGCAUCCAGGGGUGCGGUGUCCAUCUGCCGCAGCCACCUGUGCCGCAGACACCUGUCCAAUGACAGGCGGUCCUGUGGCUGCUUCUGGAUGGCAGAGGAAGAAAGCAGCAGAGGCAUAAACAUGCGGAGCUCCGCGAGGAUGUCUUGGAUCGGCGAUGGACCACCCCCUCCCUGGCGCGCGGAGCGCGCCAGGGGCGGCGCCAGAGGCGCCGCCAGGGGAGCCCAACACAGAUCCAAGAAAAUCCGCGCGGAACUCCACUUGAGCGAACAUCAAAAACGGGUCUUACGCGAGAUGGCACAGCAACCUUACGCCGCAGCUUACGCGGGCCGCCAGC